Molecule: messenger RNA, 891 nt
Organism: Notolabrus celidotus (New Zealand spotty)
Lineage: Eukaryota; Metazoa; Chordata; Actinopteri; Labriformes; Labridae
Product: ATP synthase F(0) complex subunit C3, mitochondrial-like
Exons: 5
Coding region: 195-620 (141 amino acids)
Biological process (GO): proton transmembrane transport; proton motive force-driven ATP synthesis
Molecular function (GO): proton transmembrane transporter activity
Source: RefSeq, a predicted model, not a curated record
CUGAACUGACUAACAGCGCCCUCACAUGGCUGCACCAAGGAGAGCACCUGCGUCAUCACACCGGAAGUCAACCCUUUAAGGUUACACUGCGCCUGCGCUUACUUCUCGUGUCUUCGACCUCUACUUCACGCCGACGGUGAAAUCUGAAUUAUCUCCAGCUCCUUUGGUUGACCUGACCACUACGUCCCUUCAUCAUGUAUGCCUGUGCUAAGUUCGUCUCCACGCCCUCUCUGGUCCGUGCUGGAUCUAGGGUUCUGUACAGACCACUCUCCGCAGCUGUAGUCUCAGAUGCCAGGAAAGCAGAGACUGCCUCUCUCCUGGCACCACAGAGUCUUGUAGCCUCCCAGCAGCAGGUGGCGCUGAGGGCAUUCCAGACCAGCGCCGUGAGCCGUGACAUCGACACCGCUGCGAAGUUCAUCGGAGCGGGAGCUGCCACAGUGGGAGUGGCCGGAUCCGGAGCUGGAAUCGGAACCGUGUUCGGUAGCCUUAUUAUCGGAUAUGCAAGGAACCCCUCUCUGAAGCAGCAGCUGUUCUCCUAUGCCAUCCUGGGCUUUGCUCUGUCUGAAGCUAUGGGUCUUUUCUGUCUGAUGGUUGCAUUCCUUAUCCUGUUUGCCAUGUAAACCAGGCAGGCCUUUGCAAAUGGAAGGUUUGUGAAGAGACAGAUGGUUCUAAGCAUUAGAAGUUUGAGAUGCCCUUGAAUUGUAGGAUAUGUCAGCUUAUGUGGUGCUUAUUCUUGUAUUGCUUGUAAGAUGUGAACCCACAGAGGUAUGGAACUCUGGCAAACACGAAUCAUUUUAAAUGAUGGCUUUGUCAUUAUAUUGUACAUUUAAGAAAAUGUUUUUGUUAACAAUUAUUCCACCAAAACACAAGUAAAAUGUUCAUUCUCCUUUA